UUAAUGAGCAAGUAAACUACGCUACUCAUCAACAUGGGACAGAGAUCUACAUCAUCCACCAAGAGUGGAAAAUUUAUGAACCCCACAGACCAAGCCCGGAAAGAAGCCCGGAAGAGAGAAUUAAAGAAGAACAAGAAACAACGCAUGAUGGUACGAGCUGCAGUUUUAAAGAUGAAAGAUCCCAAACAAAUUAUCCGGGACAUGAAGAAAUUGGAUGAAAUGGAAUUUAACCCAGUACAACAGCCACAGUUAAAUGAGAAGGUGCUGAAAGAUAAGCGUAAAAAACUGCGUGAAACCUUUGAACGUAUUCUACGACUCUAUGAAAAAGAAAAUCCAGAUAUAUACAAAGAAUUACGAAAGCUGGAAGUAGAAUGUGAACAGAAAAGGGCUCAACUUAGCCAGUAUUUUGAUGCUGUCAAGAAUGCUCAGCAUGUGGAAGUAGAGAGUAUUCCUUUGCCAGACAUGCCGCAUGCUCCUUCCAACAUCCUGAUUCAGGACAUCCCCCUUCCUGGUGCCCAGCCACCCUCUAUCCUUAAGAAGACUUCAGCCUAUGGACUUCCAUCUCGGGCAGUUUCGAUACUUCCUCUUCUUGGACUUGGUGUUCCACGGUUGCCUCCUGGCAGAAAGCCUCCUGGUCCUCCUCCUGGGCCACCACCUCCUCAAGUUUUACAGAUGUAUGGCCGUAAAGUUGGUUUUGCCCUAGCUCUUCCUCCUCGGAGACGAGAUGAGGACAUGCUGUAUAGUCCUGAGCUUGCUCGGCGGGGCCAUGAUGAUGUGUCCAGUACCAGUGAGGAUGACGGCUAUCCUGAGGACAUGGAUCAAGAUAAGCAUGAUAAUAGUGACACUGACCGAUCAGAUGGAGAAAGUGAAGGGGAUGACUUUGGGCACCGGGAGGAUGAGAGAGACCAUGAAGGAAAAAAGUCAGGUUUGAGUGUACGGUUUGCAGAUAUGCCUGGAAAUUCAAGGAAGAAAAAGAAAGACAUGAAGGAGCUGACUCCUCUUCAAGCCAUGAUGCUUCGAAUGGCAGGUCAGGAAAUCCCUGAGGGACGAGAAGUAGAGGAAUUUUCAGAGGAGGAGGAUUCUGACGAUUCUGAAGCAGAAAAGCCAUCACAGAAACAGCAUAAGGAAGAGUCUCUUUCUGACGGCUCAUCUGGUGCUGCACAGCAGCAAGCUCCCCCACAACCAGUUCCUUCUCAGAUACAAGCACCUCCCAUGCCUGGACUACCUCCUCUGGGACCACCUCCUGCCCCACCCUUAAGACCACCUGGGCCACCUCCAGGAGCUCCUCCAUUUUUGAGACCACCCGGGAUGCCAGAACUCCGAGGGCCUUUACCGCGACUUUUACCUCCAGAACCACCGGGCUCUCCUCCAGGUCCACCUCCAGUUCUGCCUCUCUGUCCUCCUCCAAGGGGACCUCCACCAAGGCUACCUCCCCCUGCAUCUCCAGGUAUCCCUCCCCCUCGUCCUGGCAAGAUGUGCCCACCUUUGGGGCCUCCUCUCGGACCUGCCCCGCCUGGGCUUUUUCCACCGACUCCCUUGCCGAACCCGGGGGUUUUAAGCGCUCCUCCCAAGUUGAUUCAGCUGCCCAAGGCAAAUGACAGGAGCGCAGCCACCAUUGAGAAGAAAGCUACAGCAACCAUCAGUGCCAAGCCACAGAUCACUAAUCCCAAAGCAGAGAUCACUCGUUUUGUGCCCACAGCACUGAGGGUACGUCGGGAGAAUAAAGGGGCUAUUGCUGCUCCCCAAAGAAAGUCAGAGGAUGAUUCCACUGUGCCUCUUGCCAAAGCAACCCCUCAAUCUGGUCCUUCUGUUCCCGUUUCAGUACAAACUAAGGAGGAUGUUUAUGAAGCUUUCAUGAAAGAGAUGGAAGGGCUACUGUGACAACUGCUGAUGCCAGAGUAGGCAUGGUUCACAUCAGUGGUUCAUAGAGGCUCUUAGUAAACAUAGGCAAAGAGCUACUUUCACUGUCAGGGUAUUUUCUCAUCUCA
This is a messenger RNA of Suncus etruscus (white-toothed pygmy shrew), 1988 nucleotides long. RefSeq names its product WW domain-binding protein 11-like. NCBI's taxonomy places the organism in Eukaryota, Metazoa, Chordata, Mammalia, Eulipotyphla, Soricidae. Gene Ontology annotation, cellular component: spliceosomal complex. The transcript has a single exon. The coding region runs from base 34 to 1881 and encodes 615 amino acids. The record is from RefSeq and is a predicted model, not a curated record. Gene Ontology annotation, biological process: mRNA cis splicing, via spliceosome.